Molecule: messenger RNA, 768 nt
Organism: Ceratosolen solmsi marchali
Lineage: Eukaryota; Metazoa; Arthropoda; Insecta; Hymenoptera; Agaonidae
Product: chymotrypsin-1-like
Exons: 4
Coding region: 1-768 (255 amino acids)
Biological process (GO): proteolysis
Molecular function (GO): serine-type endopeptidase activity
Source: RefSeq, a predicted model, not a curated record
AUGAAGUUCCAAAUAGCUAUUGUAUUGUGUUUAUCAUUAAUUUCUGUUGUCUUUGGAAAGUAUGGAAGGAUCAUCGGCGGACAAAUUGCAGACAUUAGAGAAUAUCCAUAUAUGGCGAGCUUUAGAUUUACGGUUCCGAAUUUAACUUUUUGUGGUGGUGCGAUCAUCAGCCAUAAGCACAUUCUUACGGCGGCUCAUUGUCUUUUUAGAGAUGAACGACGCUUUCCUUCGAUGAGAAUCUAUUCGGGAGUAUCGAGUACACAUAGUAUCACUGGACCAUCGUAUGCAAUUGAUCACGUUAUUUUUCAUCCUAGUUUCACUGGAGUUGAGACAAAUGACGAAAUGAAUCACCAUGAUAUCUGUGUCGUAUGGAUAAAAGGCUACAUUCAGUUCAAUGAAUUUCAAAAUAAAGUUGAUUUACCAAUUCAAGAUGUUCACCACCUUGAUACAGGUGAUCUCGCAGGUUGGGGAAUGAAAUCAUUCCCAGUGGAAACGCCUCCUAAUCAAUUACAAAAAAUUAGAGUGACAAUUUUCCACAAUGAUUUUUGUGCCCACAUUAUUCCAGGCACACUUUUCAGUAAUCAAUUUUGUGGCUUACACAGUAAAGGAGUCGGACCCUGCUCUGGUGAUAGCGGCAGUCCAUUGGUUAGCAAUGGAAGAGUCGUUGGUAUCGUUUCAAUUACCAUUCCAUGUGCUCAAGGCAUACCUGAUUUAUAUACCAGAGUUUAUUCUUACGUCGAUUUCAUUAGAAGCGCUAUGAGUUUAUAA